GGUCACACUACAUUUUCGCGAAAUUUCAUGAAAAACAACCGGGUGAAUUUUAGAAUUUUAAGUUCAAGUCUAAAUAUGAAGUUGAAUGUAGAUGGACUGCUGGUCUACUUCCCAUAUGACUACAUAUACCCGGAACAGUUCAUGUACAUGAUGGAACUCAAAAAGACGCUAGAUGCUAAAGGCCACUGCGUGCUGGAGAUGCCCUCGGGAACUGGAAAAACAGUUUCGUUGCUGGCACUCGUGAUUGCAUACAUAAAGAAUAAUCCCAAUGAGGUCAAUAAACUGAUAUAUUGUUCCCGGACCAUUCCAGAAUUGGAAAAGGUGGUUGAAGAGUUGAAGAGUCUUAUGGAUUACUAUGAGCAGGAAACCAGCGAGAAACAAAGCAUUGUGGGAUUGGCCCUCUCCUCACGCAAGAACCUCUGUAUUCAUCCAACGGCAUCCAAAGCCAUGGAGGGCACGUCAGUGGAUGCGGAAUGCCAUAAAAUGACUGUGUCUUACAUGAGGAAGAAACACAACCAGGACAACUCGGUACCAGUCUGUGACUUCUUUGAGCAAUAUGAAAAGAACGGAAAAGGAACCCUACUACCUCCAGGAGUUUAUGGACUGGAUGAGAUGAAAGAAUACGGAGCAAAGAAGGGCUGGUGCCCCUACUUUAUGGCACGAAGCGUGAUAAUGCAGGCUGAUGUGGUUGUGUACAGUUACUACUAUCUUCUUGACCCGAAAAUAGCAGAUAUCGUCUCGAAGGAAUUGUCGAAGAAAUCUGUUGUCAUCUUUGAUGAGGCCCAUAAUAUAGACAACGUGUGUAUACAGUCUAUGAGUGUCCAGAUAACCAAGCGGACCUUGGAUAAAUGUCAGCAAAAUAUGGACACUCUCACCAGACACAUAAAUAGGUUGAAGGAAUCAGACACAGACAGACUGAAGCAGGAAUACCAGCGUCUUGUUGAGGGGCUGCGAGAGACAAAUCUAAACAGGGAAACAGAUGUAGUCCUUGCAAACCCAGUGAUUCCGGAUGAAAUUCUGCAAGAGGCAGUACCGGGUAACAUCCGGAAUGCGGAACACUUUAUCUCUUUCUUGAAGCGAUUCUGUGAGUAUCUUAAGACAAGGAUGCGGAUACAGCACGUCGUGUCUGAGACACCACCAUCAUUUCUCAAAGAUUGCUCACAGAAAAUCUGCAUAGAGAGAAAACCUCUCAGGUUUUGUUCGGAGAGACUUGCAUCAUUACUACGAACUCUGGAACUAGCAGACAUGUCAGACUUCGGGGCCCUCACUCUCAUUGCCGGUUUUGCCACACUGGUUAGCACCUAUACGAAAGGUUUUGCAUUGAUAAUCGAGCCGUUUGAUGAUCGAACACCGACCAUUCCCAACCCGGUCCUGAACUUCUUUUGUCUCGAUGCUUCCAUCGCCAUCAAACCCGUCUUUGAUAGAUUCCAGUCAGUUGUCAUCACAUCAGGGACCCUAUCACCAUUAGACAUGUACCCUAAGAUCUUAGAUUUCCGGCCCGUUAACAUGGCAACCUUUUCCAUGACUCUGGCUAGGACUUCCAUAUGUCCAAUGAUUGUGAGCAAAGGCAAUGACCAGGUUGCCAUGAGUUCCAAGUUUGAAUCUCGAGAUGAUCCGGCUGUUAUCCGUAACUAUGGCAACCUUUUAGUGGAGAUGUGCGGAGUGGUUCCUGAUGGUGUCGUUUGCUUCUUUACUAGCUAUAUAUACAUGGAGUCAACAGUUGCAUCUUGGUAUGAGCAGGGCAUCAUAGACCAGAUACAGAAACACAAACUGUUGUUCAUAGAGACACAGGACGCUGCAGAAACCACCCUGGCUCUCCUUAACUACCAAAAGGCAUGUGAGAAUGGGCGAGGAGCAGUGCUACUGUCUGUUGCAAGGGGGAAGGUGUCUGAGGGAAUUGACUUUGAUCAUCACCUCGGGAGAGCUGUAAUCAUGUUUGGCGUUCCAUAUGUGUAUACACAGAGCAGAAUUCUCAAGGCUCGUCUUGAGUACCUCCGGGAGCAGUUCCAGAUUCGUGAGAAUGAUUUCCUCACGUUUGACGCCAUGAGACACGCUGCACAGUGUGUGGGAAGGUGUCUCAGAGGGAAGACAGACUACGGCAUUAUGCUGUUUGCUGAUAAGCGAUUUUCACGUGCGGACAAGAGGGGCAAGCUUCCCCGUUGGAUCCAGGAGCACCUUAAAGACAGUCUGUGUAAUCUGUCGACAGAUGAGGCUGUCCAGAUUGCUAAGCGCUUCCUACGCACCAUGGCUCAGCCGUUCAGCAGGGAGGACCAACUAGGUCUGUCAUUGCUCACCUUGGAACAGCUACAAUCAGAGGAUGUCAAGAAGAAGCUAGAGUCCCGCAUGCAGUAUGUUUGAGCGAGUGAAAAAAACUCAGGGAGGCGACAUUGAUUGGACUGUUUAACCUUAUACCUCUGAGGGAGGCAAGGCCAAUAUGACUGUUUUGCCUUAUACAUCCGAGUUUAGCGCUCAGAACUGCAGGCAGUAGUCUCACAUCAGAAAUUGAUAGUGCAGUAUAAUCCUGAGGCUCGCAUAUAGAACAUCUUACGACCGUUUAUUGGAGGAACGCUAGCAUGUCUGUAUAAUUAUGUUUGGACAUUACUGGAGGCAUGAUAUACAUGAGUUUAUCAAAGGACCAAACAAGUGCUUCGUUCAUUUAAUAAAUUUAGAACAGUUUGUGAGAAACCUGCAAUCACAACUGAUAAACGUAGGUUUCUGACAUAUUGUAAUCUUCACAGUUUGGCAACUAUAUAGAGGACGAUUAUUAGCAUAUACAUGUAGGCAAUUAUGAAUGGGGCAUAUUUUUCCUAAGCAUUUUUGUCAAACAGAGGAAUUUUUGUUAUGGAGUAUUGAACAAUAAACUUUCAUAUAAAUCCGA
Molecule: messenger RNA, 2878 nt
Organism: Mya arenaria
Lineage: Eukaryota; Metazoa; Mollusca; Bivalvia; Myida; Myidae
Product: general transcription and DNA repair factor IIH helicase subunit XPD-like
Exons: 24
Coding region: 28-2358 (776 amino acids)
Biological process (GO): nucleotide-excision repair; transcription by RNA polymerase II; positive regulation of mitotic recombination
Cellular component (GO): nucleus
Molecular function (GO): DNA helicase activity; damaged DNA binding; ATP binding
Source: RefSeq, a predicted model, not a curated record